Gossypium raimondii (Peruvian cotton) is the source of this 1100-nucleotide messenger RNA. Its product is annotated as aquaporin SIP1-2. Lineage: Eukaryota; Viridiplantae; Streptophyta; Magnoliopsida; Malvales; Malvaceae. The transcript has 3 exons. The record is from RefSeq and is a predicted model, not a curated record. Gene Ontology annotation, biological process: transmembrane transport. Bases 182 to 925 code for a protein of 247 amino acids. Gene Ontology annotation, molecular function: water channel activity. Gene Ontology annotation, cellular component: membrane.
GAAACAUCUUCUGUCUGUGAUUUGGCAAAGGAAAAAAUUUUCACACUAAUACCAAUCUACCUUCUCUUCUCCCUCUCCACACAUUCAACAAACCGAAGUUCUCUUCUGAAAUUCCCUUCUUCCAUUUGCUUGUUAGUAGAAAAAAGGAUCCAUCAAAGCAAACAUAAUAAAACCUUAAACGAUGCGUCCAAUAAAGAUUGCAUUUGGUGAUAUGUUGAUUACUUUCAUGUGGGUUUUCUGUUCAUCAAUGUUUGGUUUAUUUACUUCUUGGAUAGCCACCGCCAUUGGUGUCCAAGCCAUUUCUUGGGCUCCUAUUGUUAUCAUCACCUUCAUUAUUUUCGUUUUCGUUUUCAUCUUUAAUAUUAUUGGUGGAUUUCUUGGUGGGGCUAGCUUUAAUCCUACUGGAACUGCUUCCUUCUAUGCUGCCGGGGUCGGUGACGAUAGCCUUAUCUCCAUGGGCCUCCGGUUCCCAGCUCAGGCCGCUGGUGCUGUGGGUGGUGCCCUGGCAAUCACAGAGGUGAUGCCAGAACAGUACAAGCACAUGAUAGUAGCACCAUCUUUGAAAGUAGAUACACACACAGGAGCCAUUGCUGAGGGGGUUUUGACUUUUGUAAUUACUUUAGCCGUUCUUUUUAUCAUUCUUAAAGGUCCAAAGAGUGAAAUUUUCAAGACAUGGUUGCUCGCCAUUGCGACUGUAGCAAUAGUUUUGUCUGGUACUGCUUACACUGGACCUUCCAUGAAUCCAGCCAAUGCCUUUGGUUGGGCAUACGUAAACAAUUGGCACAACACAUGGGAUCAGUUUUAUGUUUACUGGAUCUGUCCAUUCAUCGGAGCUAUAUUAGCAGCAUGGGUGUUCCGACUUUUCUUCCCCCCACCAUCACCAGUGAAGAAGGCAAAGAAAACAAGGAAACCAAAGAGAGCGUAAGGUGGCAUAACAAAGUUUGCAUGGCUGCCAUAACGACAAUAGAUAAGCCCAAUGUUUAUGCAAAGAACAUUUUAUAUAUAUAUUUUUCUUUUUCCAAUUGUUCAAUUCCGAUGGCAUCCAUUUAUCUCCAACAUUUCUAUGGAUUAUAUGGAGGAAACAUUCUUCUCGUGUACUA